Pieris macdunnoughi is the source of this 459-nucleotide messenger RNA. The record is from the annotation of a GenBank genome assembly. Lineage: Eukaryota; Metazoa; Arthropoda; Insecta; Lepidoptera; Pieridae.
AUGAAAGUGGUUACAUGCGUACUAUUUGCUGUAGCUGUUAGUACCGAAGAGAGUUUUAAAUAUGAACAAAAACAUAAUUAUGGAUUAGGUAGACCAGUAAUAUUAAAUUACCGGAGAAUGUUCAAAGGUUAUCCAUAUCCUGAGCCCUUGCCAUCUUCCACAAGUUAUUAUAUUCGAUCUCCAUACAGAAAUCUCUACCAGGGUAAUAGAAAGAAACAGGAUAAACGAGUUUAUAGCAAGAAGUUCAAAUAUGCCCCAACAUCAACAGGAAAUCACAUGUCUUGUGAAGGAAUCUUUGAAUGUGUUAUAUCACACUUAGCUAUAGAGACAAAUGGGAAUACUCCAAUUGUACUAAGAGGUGGCGUCGGGUACAGGCACUUCACUGUGGUUAUCAAAGCACAGCCUGGAGACGAGCUGAUUGCCAGAGUCAGGGCAUAUUGUCCUCCGGAUCUCCCGUGA